Messenger RNA from Musa acuminata AAA Group (dessert banana), 1237 nucleotides. RefSeq lists its product as uncharacterized. The coding region runs from base 16 to 951 and encodes 311 amino acids. Gene Ontology annotation, molecular function: oxidoreductase activity. The record is from RefSeq and is a predicted model, not a curated record. NCBI's taxonomy places the organism in Eukaryota, Viridiplantae, Streptophyta, Magnoliopsida, Zingiberales, Musaceae. The transcript has 9 exons.
UACGUUGACCGAUUCAUGGCGACCGCAACAUCCGCCACCUACCGCCGUUUACCGCUUUCCGACACCGCGUGGCUUCUAGUAGAGACGACGACACGACCAAACACCAUCGUCGACCCUCUCUCUUUUGUUGCAGGCAUAUUUCCAACCACAGGAAUCUUGUGGGUUUACUGCAAGCACCUUACAAACUGUGACCUUAAGGAGUCAGAUUUAUCAGCCCUGUUUAAGGAUCAGGUUCUGGUUUUGAGAUUUGAUUUCUUAAUAUGGAGCAUAAUUAACAUCUAUAUCGGAUCCAUGACACACUCAAUAGGUGAAAAGAAGGUAAUCAAGAUUGAUGUUAGUUCAGACACAGUGUGCCCUUGGUGUUUUGUGGGUAAGCAGAACCUUCAAAAGGCUAUGGAUUCAGCAAAGGAUCAAUUUGAUUUUGAGGUAAGGUGGCAUCCAUUCUUUCUCAACCCCAAUGCACCAAAAGAAGGAGUGAGAAAGACUGACUUUUAUAAACAGAAGUUUGGGCCUGCACAAUAUGAGGGAAUCAUCUCACGGAUGACAAAGGUAUUUCAAAGCCUUGGAUUUCAGUAUGAUACUUAUGGGUUGACGGGAAAUACAAUGGAUAGCCACAGGCUUAUAACAUAUGCUUCAACUCAAGGCUAUGACAAACAAAAUGCUCUUGUAGAGGAGCUGUUUCUCAAUUACUUCUGUCAGGGAAAGUAUAUCGGAGAUAGGCAAGUUCUUUUGGAUGCUGCACAAAAAGUCGGCAUAGGAGGAGCAGCAGAACUGCUUGAAGACCCUACAAAGGGGAUUGAGGAGGUCCAGGAAGAAUUUGACAAGUAUUCCUCAGGUAUCAACGGAGUCCCGCACUAUGUGAUAAAUGGGAAGUACAAGCUCAGUGGUGGCCAACCUCCUGAGGUGUUCCUGAAAGCAUUCGAAGCAGCCGCAAAUGAUGCCUCUUUCUAAUUCUACAACAGCCCGCUCAAUGUCUGCUACAAGCAACUUGCUUGCUAUACAAAUUUCCAGCAAUGAUUGAAGUAUAAUAAGCUGAUGAACUCUAUUAAACACUACUGUCAGUUCCCUUUGGAGAUCUGUGAAUGCUUAGGGAUAGAUGUUGUACCUACAGGUCUCAAUGCCUCUUGAAUGUUGGGUUUCUCUUCUAAUGAUGUAUGCUUGGGAAUUUCUUUUUGCUUUACUCUGGUCGUCUUAUGUAUACAGUCUUGAUGAUAGUAAUAAGUUCCAAACUUGGUCA